CGUGUACUGGUAUAAAUGCUCUGCAGGUCUGUUCGUGAGCUGAUCAUCGUGGGCUGGCAGGGAAGUGGCUCCCGCUGCGCCGCGCCGCGCCGCGCUGCGUGCGGGGCGGGGAGCCGCGGAGUCCGGCGCACAGUCAGUGCGCUCAGGCCAGCCGCGGCGCGCGCACCGGGACCAGACAACAUGGGUCUGGAGAAAGAACGGGCGGAAAGCAGCGUCAUUAUGGACGCGGAGGAGUUCAACAGGUCGAUAGAACCCAUUCUGCUCCGAAAGGGGAAGGGGUUUUCCGAGGUCCCGGAUGAUCGGGAUCCGAACGACAUCAACGCUCAUGUGAAGGUGGCGUUUGAGGAUGUCAUCGCGGAGCCCGUGUCCACGCACAGCUUUGACACGGUGUGGGUGGGCAGCCACGCCGCCUUCGAGCUCGUCAAAUUCUUGUGUUACCGGCUGCUGAGCACGCUGCUGGCCGUGCCCGUGGCCUUCGUCCUGGGACUAAUGUUUGGAGUCCUCAGCUGCCUUCACAUCUGGUUGGUGGGACCCGUGAUCCGGGGCUUCUUGACCUUUUUGCCCCCCGCGCUUACAGUGUGGAGGAAGCUGAUGGUCUUGUUCGUUGCCCCGCUCUCCCACAGCAUGGGAAAGAGCAUGUCCUCCAUUCAAGUUCGCAGUUCUGAAAAUAAAUGAGGUGCCUCACAGUAGAAGAGGAAAGGUAUAAUUAUUAAAUCUAAUGGAAAGUUUUAAAGGGAUGGAAAAGUUCAUUCAAAGCGAUGAAAUCUCCUGCUUAAAUUCUUUUAGAAUAAGUAGAAUAAGACUGCUACUUAGCUUAUUAUCACCGCUAGAUGUGUGCAGUUAUCAACCUAUCAACUUGGGCCAAAUUAGACAAAGAAGGGAAUGUUUUUAGUGUCUAACAACAUUUCCUUGGUCUAUGUGUAUCAUUUUAUUUAUUAUUUAUGGCUAAAAGAAAUCUGGUUAUUGCAUCAUUUCUUUAAUCCAUUUGUUGUGGCAUUCAAGGUUUUCCAGAUUGACAUACUGCUGAGGCUUUCAGGUAGAAAUGUUCUGCUUUGUUGCACAUAGUGCAACUUUCUUCUAAAAAGUUUAAGGGCGAUGAACACAAUCUACCUGCAGGAUGAAGAUUAGUGCUAAAUAUUGCGUGCUAAGAUGCAGGUUGUUGCAAAUUUACAAUGUUAAUGUUACUCUGCUGAUCUCACUGCUCAUUGGCAGCACUGCUGGGCAUUUGCUAUUUAAGGGUAUUGUAUUUAACUGUCAGAAAACAAAAAUAAAAGUUAAAGACAGCUCUAUCGAAUCCAUGAAUGUCCUCGGGGGGGGGGGUUGAAUGUCCAAAGGGUGUUGAAGGUGGAACCGGUUAAAAGUGAUGUCGAUUUUCUGCAUUUUUUUGCUGGUGUUGGUACAUUCCUAACAUCAUUUAGCAUGUUAGGUGACAAGUUACUUUUUGGCAUCAAAGUGGUGCAUUUGUUGGGAUUUGAAAUAUUUUAAAAGCUGAAUAAAAACAAAUGUUUUGUGCAA
Oryzias latipes (Japanese medaka) is the source of this 1515-nucleotide messenger RNA. It is a transcript of the gene cav2, whose product is annotated as caveolin 2. Lineage: Eukaryota; Metazoa; Chordata; Actinopteri; Beloniformes; Adrianichthyidae. Gene Ontology annotation, biological process: regulation of cytosolic calcium ion concentration; insulin receptor signaling pathway; negative regulation of endothelial cell proliferation. Gene Ontology annotation, cellular component: focal adhesion; sarcolemma; perinuclear region of cytoplasm. Gene Ontology annotation, molecular function: protein kinase binding; molecular adaptor activity. The record is from RefSeq and is a predicted model, not a curated record.